AGCCCACGUCUGUAACUCCGGGCCCACUCAUCGAGAGCCCACCUCAUCGACUCGGUGAGGCAUUUCGUCGAGCACGCCGCGGGCGCGCGCGGCACGCGAACGAGCUCCGCGGCGCCGCCCAUGUCUACUACGGCGAGAGCCCUCGGCGCUCUCGUCCACAGGGUCUCCCUCUCCUCCCUCACGAGCCACCCAUUGACGCUCCCUAGGAUUGGAUUAUUGGAGAGGAUUUCGCGGUCUACACCGUUUCACGAUGUUGGUCGCGCCCACAGAGUGAGGAGGAUUUGGACGUCUCAACCGGUUUGUAUGGGGAGGCGUUCUUGUAAGAUCGCCGGUAGAAAGGAUGCGCAAAAUCUGAAGAAGAUGAAGCGCAACAGCAAAAUCGGGAAAGAAAUUGUUGCUGCCAUCAAAAAAGGCGGCCCAAAUCCAUCGUCAAACACCAACUUAGCAACCAUACUAGAGAAAGCUAGAGAGCUCGACAUCCCAAAGGAAAUCGUGGAGCGUAACAUUAAAAAAGCAUCAGAAAAGGGCCAAGAGACUUAUAUCGAAAAGUUCUACGAGGUAUACGGGUUUGGUGGAGUUGGUAUGGUUGUCGAGGUUCUUACUGACAAAAUAACAAGAUCUGUUGCUGCUGUCCGAGGUGUGGUGAAGGACUGUGGAGCAAAAUUGGCUGAUCCUGGGUCUAUUAUGUUCAAAUUCAGACGCGCUCGAGUUGUAAAUGUAAAGGCUGCUGAUGCUGACAAGGACCAGCUGCUUAUUGUUGCUUUAGAUUCUGGUGCCGAAGAUGUAAUUGAGCCAACAAUUUAUGAUGAUGACUCAGAAGAAGAUCGUCAAGAAAGCUAUUACAAAAUCAUUACUUCAGCAGAAGACUACCCUGUCAUAUUAUCGAAACUACGAGAUGAAGGAAUAGCAUUUGAACAGGAUAAUGGGUUUGAGCUACUGCCAUUGAACCCCAUUGAGGUCGAUGAUGAAGCUAUGGAGCUAAACAAGGAGCUUAUGUCCAAGCUCCUUGAGCUUGAUGAUGUUGAUGCUGUUUAUUCAGAUCAGAAGUGAUCAAGCAUGAUGAUCAUCAAGUCAUUGCAUGCGUUGCUGAAGUGAUAGGGCCAGAUCAAUGAGCAUGACGAGGCGGCUGGCGUUUCAUUUUUCCAGUCAGAAGUGACUAAAGAGCCGCAGAGUUGAUGUUUUCAAUUGCCAUGCCUUUUCACUUAAUUUACAUUGUGUAUGUGAUUUUACUUUUAAUUUGAGGGACUCAUAUGGGCUUUUUAAGUUGUAAAAUGAGAAGAAAUAUAAGUUGUUCAAACCUCAAUUGUUAUUUCUUGUUCAUAGUUGAUCAGGAUACGAUACUGAAUAAA
Ananas comosus (pineapple) is the source of this 1349-nucleotide messenger RNA. Its product is annotated as probable transcriptional regulatory protein At2g25830. Bases 121 to 1050 code for a protein of 309 amino acids. Gene Ontology annotation, cellular component: chloroplast. NCBI's taxonomy places the organism in Eukaryota, Viridiplantae, Streptophyta, Magnoliopsida, Poales, Bromeliaceae. The record is from RefSeq and is a predicted model, not a curated record. The transcript has 8 exons.